Molecule: messenger RNA, 930 nt
Organism: Callorhinus ursinus (northern fur seal)
Lineage: Eukaryota; Metazoa; Chordata; Mammalia; Carnivora; Otariidae
Source: RefSeq, a predicted model, not a curated record
AUGACCCCCUACAAACUCAGCCUCUGGCUACGAAUCGCCAAGCUGACCCCUUCUCAUCCCUUGGCCUGGAGAAUAGAGUGGCUCAGGGAUAGGCGGGAAGGGACCGGAGGGAGCCACAAGUCUGCACCCAGGCGGGGAGGAAGCGGGCGGGUGCCGCUCCGCAGGCGCAGGCCGCAGGGGCGGAAGCGGAGGGCAGGGGACUGCAUUACCGUCCCCGAAGCGGGACGCGAACCAGGAGAGUUGGGAGAAGAGCCUCCGAGCCGGGGAGCUGAGCAUGCUGCCCCCGCGUGCAGCGCCCGCGUGCACCCAGCCCAGAGAGGGGGCGACAGGGCGGAGGCGGUGGCCCCCGGAAGGUGUCUGGGACCGGACCGGCUGCACGUGAGCCCAGCGCGGAGUCAUGUGCACCGGCUCAGCCCGGUUCGGCGGCCGGACGUGCUGCGUAUCAACAAAAUGAAACUCAGGGCGACAGGAGGGCAGAUAGGUCCAGGUCCUCUGAACCCCCAUCCCCGGCAGAACGACCUCCCCACCACUGCUGUCUCCCGCCGCAGCCCCUCCGCGCGGCCGGAGCCCGCGGGGCAAGUUGCAGCCCUAGCGCGCCCCCGCCCGCCCGCGCCCCCUCACCGGCCCGGGGGCGCUUUGCCGCAGUCAUUAAUAAAGAAGGUCGCCAAGCUCACCCUUCCAAAAGUUGUUGUUGCAUGCGCCCCUCUCAGCCUCCCCGCAAUGGGCGCUGCCCUGGACUACGCGCCGCGGCGGGGGCCGGCGCGGGAAGGAUGCUCCCGAAACCCGGAGCUCCUGGGGCCGGCGCGGGCGGGCGGGGGGCGCGCAUCCAUCCGGGGUCGCAGCGAGGGAGGCGGCCGGGCCUGCGGCGUCCCCGGCCCCGCACCCCUGCUGGGGACGGUCAGCCCGCUGGACCUAAGCCCUUGCCGCUAG